CUUCCCUUUUGCCCAAAUGCACCUUCGCUCCCCCUCGACCACAAUGCGCAGUAAGUCGCAGCCUCGACUCAGAAGUGCCAUGGCCCAAUUCUAUGCUCCAUGAUCGUCGCUGUUCCCUCAACUUGUAUAUCCCGACGAGGUUGCCCCUGCAAGACGACCCACCUUCGCUUCCCCGCUGCAAUUGCUUCCCCGCGCUCCCGCCCGAACCCACGCAUCGACAGCGGUUUGAUAAGCCGCCCGAGUCAGCAAGCGCGUCGUCGCCCCUCCGCUGGCCGCCUAUCCCGAUCAUGAGAGCUUGCUAGCCAGAUCUGGCUCUCGGCAUACCACAAUGAAUGGCGAUGCUGGCCUGGUGGGCGUGCUGGUGGAGAGGCUUACAACCAGGCUCCCCCAUCGAACUGGAACACAGGCCCAAGACCUGUACCAGGACGAGAUCGUGGUCAUUACUCGCACCACCCUCGUGAAAAUCAGCGCCGCAUCCGUCGCCAUCGUGCUCGACUCCCUCCUGUCCUUUCUCGAGGACAUCGGCCGUCCCUACACCGCUGCCAUCUCGCACCCGCCGCAUGUGCUGCUCUCCGAACUCUACAUACUGGAGCUCAUCGCCGAUUGCUGCUCUAGCCAUUGGCAGCUUGGUGGCGCCAAUGCCUCCCAUGACAGCGGCGAGGACGAACCACUGGCCACUUUGCAAGGAGGCAAACGGCCGCCUCCUAAAGCACUAGACCAACUCUUGGUCGGCCGAGUCUUCGACGUGCUAAAGGUGCUUUUCGAUCCCAUACCCGAAGGGUACGUUCUGCCGGCGAAGACAAUCUUGGACGAGUCCUCCUCGAAGAACAUUUCGAUUCAGCCUCCCGACGAGCCCGGCGGCACGCCGCCCCUGUCUGCCCAGUCGGACGAGCCGCUUGAGAGCACUCGGCUCCUCCAGUCCCACGCCACGGUCAUCGAGGCCCGCGUGAAGUUGAUCGUUGAAUAUGUGACCGCUUCUAGCUGGCCUUCCGCCUUCGAUUACUUCCGAAAUGUCAUACACAACGUUCGCGCGGCAAUACCGGCUCAGGGCGCACCCAUCCCCAACGCUGCCGCCGCCGAAGACGAGCGAUCUGCCUUGGUUAUCCUACGUUUGGUCUCGUUCUUUUGGGUUGAUAGUCAGAAGUUGAGCCUCGUCAUACAGGAGUUCUGCUCGAGAUUCCUACACUUUCGCAAGUCGUUUCAGAACGCUGUGGCCAUCGUUUGCCCGCUGCUCAUUACCAGGUGGCUGGACAGGUAUCCCGACGAGUUUGUACAGCUACACAUGAUGCAGAAAAGGCGUGACGUGGGGCCGGACACGCUCUUUGACAUGACCCAGACCAUUGUGGACAAUGGUAGGAGACGUGCCCUGCUGUACCCUCUCCAGACCACUCUUCUCCUCCUGCUGCCCGACGUCUUCGAGGUGGCCAGCAAUCUUCGGGAGGCCAAGAGCGGCAGUAUGGCCAAGAAGGUCGCCUUCCUCGAAAGCUUGAGGAAGGCGCUGAGGAAUAGAAAUGAGCAGGCCGCGUAUUGCCUUGUCUCCAUUCUGCGCGCCGCCCGCCACUUCGAUCCCGAGAACGACUCGGCCCUUGUGAGCUAUGCCAUGGACGUCCAGGACGAGGUUCGUGAUGCAGUCUUUCGUCGCCCUACUCCCGGUAUCGAUGGCGGCCUGUUCGAGCAAGACGCCAUGACAGCCGCCUUCGUUAGCCUGGCUCACUUGAACUUCGAAGACUGCGUGUCUUCUCUGGCACAGAGCUGCCUCGCGCCAUCUGCGCCCCUUGGCUUCAAGAUAUCCGUCAUCCAGGCCUGCUCCCAUUUUGCCAGGCUGAGCGAUCGCCAGAAAUACCAAGAAUUGUUUACAGCAACCUCCGCCUUUAUCCAGGGGCAGCUGAAGAACACGUCCUCGUUGCUGAUCGACACAUUCGUGGGGGACCAAACCCGCCGCAAGGGUCACGAGAGCCACUCCUCGGUUACCAUGAUAUCCAACAUCCUAAACUUUCUGGAUGCGUCUCCGAUGACUCUCUUCGAAGGGCCUCCCAUCGAACCCGGCGAACGUGACCGUUUCUUCCAAGAGAACUUUGAGUCGAUUAUUUCCUGUGUUCUUGCACCCAACGAAUCUGCCAGGCGGCUCGCAACGACUGUAGCCAAGCGCCUGUUGACUAAUGAGCUGAUUCUGUCGUCGCUGAGGGCUUCUAAUGCGUUUGAUUCGCAGGAACUGAAAUCCCAGUUCUGGCGCCUUAGCUCCCUUGUUCUGUCUUCAAUGUGUGAUCGCCUUGGGCAUACUGGAAGCGACAGCGGACUCAAGGCAAUCCAUGGCUACCUCGAAUCCCGGCUCCUGCUUCUGAAGUCCAUCUCGGAGCUUUCCGAGUUAUCGGAGGAAAUAGUCGAGCGAACAGCAGCGUCCACAAAACUCGAGACCCUUUUCCUCGUCUCACUUUGUUCUGCCGACAUAGCAAAGUGCCAACUUGUGACGUCUUGCAUCAGCAUCUUCCUAGAGGAAUGUCGGAUCGUUGAUGCCCCCUCCGAGUCGACAAGACCGUCAUCGACUCUGUUGCGAAACGAGGACGUAUUUAGCGAAAUCGCGUCCCGCGCCUUUAGAUUUACGGGCCUGGUUGCAUUCCAGAAGAGGAACCGCGGAUUGCUCAGGCGUCUGCAAUACCCGAGCGGCGGAAUACUCGAUGCGUGGGAGAUGGGUUUUGACAAGUGGCUUCACCUCUCCAAGGACGUCUCAACGUCAUCGGCAGAUGCUGUUUCGGAGAGAACUGUGGCCGAAUGGCGCAACUACUCGGGCUUUCUUGCUUCGCUCGGCGGCAUCUGCACCGCCGAUCAGGCUGCCACCCACGAGGAGCCGACCAUCAGCGGUCUGCGGUGGAUUGACAGACUCUCGUCGGAAAAUCACGAGGAGCCCCUGCUCGCCAGAUACUUGAGGUUGAGCAUACAGCUGCUAGCAUGCAGUAAUGUCAGGGUUCGCGAAGCGAUGAGAGACGUCUUGUCAACCGAGGUCUCGCCCACGCUAUAUCAGCCGCUCUUCAGGGCCUUGGAGGCCGAGCUGGACGUCCUGUUCACCGGUGCGCUCGAGGCCUCUGCCAAGGGCCAGGAUAGCGAGAUCAUCUUUGCAGAGCAGUCGGCGUCCUUACUCAAGGGCCUGGUCGAAAGGCUCGACACUCCGUCGGAUCUGGGCGCCGCAUCUUCGGUCCACCUCGGUGCGCUAACGCUCAACUUUGCCAAGUUCCUCGACGGCGUCCCAGACACGGCCAGCAGCCUCCGCGUCAAGAUCAAGAUCUGCCAGCUCUGCGAAGCCGUCACGAAGAGGAAGGAACACCUCAACCUUCGGGACGAUGUUCGUAUCCGGAAUCAGCUCCUCGAGUAUAUAUUCAGUUGGAUUGCGCGGCCCAAGUCUCCAAAGACUGAUACUGGUGCUUUCAACGGAGGCGGCCGACAGGACGAGACCUCGAGGGUUCAAAAGGAUCUUGACAAGGCCUGCCUCAGGUCUUUAGCAGAAUUGACAUUUCGCCUGCCGCUGCAGCCCGGCGAUGGCCAAAGUGAUGCAGGUACCAGUGAGCUAAAAUCGCAGAUGUUCCACCAGUAUUUCAACCGCUUCCUUUCGUUACUCAAUCUCGAAGCCCUCGAGCUCAGCCGGACCGAGCACUUGGGAGGAGCCGCAUCGAGGGAUGAGUCGGCUUCGAUAUCCGACCUCGCCAUCACCAUUUUGUCCAACUUGUUAAGCGCCAACAUUGAUGUCGGCCUCAAGCAUUCACUAAGCAUAGGAUACCAUGAGAACCUGGAGAUCAGGACUGCCUUUGUCAAGGUCCUGUAUAACAUCCUGGUGCAGGGCACCGAGUUCAAUAACCUGUCCGACGCCGCGGUACACGAAAAAUACGAUGACCUAUUGGAUAUCCUAACGUCGGACACGAAUCUGGCAGCUGCAAUGGCCGCAGUCUGUCCGGGCCACGAAGUCGACGAGCUGACCAUCUCGCUACUGAACAUAUUCGAAGCGAGAUCACUCAGCUUUGUCCUUCUCGAGGCGCUGAUCAAGCAGGAAGUCGAGGACACCGAGAACGAGUCGGAAUUGCUCCGACGAACGUGUGUGGCGACUAAGAUGCUCUCCGUCUAUGCCAAGUGGAAAGGGGCCGGCUAUCUCAGGGCCACUCUGAUGAAGGUCGUUGAGAGGCUAAUGCUCACGUCCAAGGAUCUGAAUCUCGAGCUUGACCCGACGAGGAUCAGUACCGAGGAGGAGCUGCAGAAGAAUGCAAUCCAAUUGCAGAUUGUCGCCAAGGUCUUCAUAGACGACAUCUGCGCUUCAUCCGCGAAUAUUCCGUCUUCCUUCCGCAAGAUCUGCAGCAUCAUCUCCGAAGCAGUAAUGCCGCGGUUCCCAGAGGCGAAGUACACUGCCGUCGGAGCAUUUAUAUUCCUGCGCUUCUUUUGCCCGGCCAUUGUUGCUCCCGAGGUCGAGGGGCUUGUCGCCACGUUGCCAUCAAAGGAGAUGCGCCGGGGCCUGCUCCUCAUCGCCAAGGUCAUUCAGAACUUGGCCAACAAUGUCUUGUUUGGAGCCAAGGAGCCUUACAUGUUCCCACUCAAUGAGUUCCUGGCCCAGCAUAUCUACCGCGUCACCACAUUUCUGCGGGAGAUCUCGGUUCCCCCGGAAGCGAUCGAUGCGCCUGUUGAAGGUGAGUCGUUCGAUUUCGGCUCAUGCGUGGCGCUUCAUCGGUUUCUCUACGAUCACUGGGACCACGUACGCCAAAGAUUGAUCUCCCAGGAAAGGAAAGACUAUGUAAGGUCUCCAGCCGAGUCAACCCGUGGUCGAUCCCCGGUACUCGAGCCCCUGAGGCAUUUAAUCACCAAUCUAGGUCCGCCGCCGCUAGCCGUGACAUGGAACAGGCCCCAGAUAUCAGCCAAUCCCCCUCCAGUCUAUUCCAGGUUUCAGGACUUUAUGCUCCGCAACGCUUUCCGGAGCACCGAGUCGUUCCUUACGGCCCGUGCCGUGUACGACGGCGGCGAAAGCAAGGAUGGGCUCUCCGUCAUUUGUAUUAUCCUGCGCAAUGUCGACGCCGAAUCGAUUGAUUAUGAUACCCUAGUCUACUGCUACCUGAAGAUUGCGAGCCGUCUGUGGCACCGGCCCUUUGCGCUGCUCAUCGACGCCACAUGCUACAAUGGACAGAACGAGCCUCAGGAUGAGCUUUUCCAGAAGCUCGAGCUGCUUACACCAAGCGAACUCUCGCGACAGCUGUCUCGUAUCUACAUAUAUAAUAUGAACAGCGCUUGCAGGAAAUGCUUCCGUCGCAUGCUGCGCACGUCGACGAGGAACGAUGCCAGUGUCUUCAACCCCAAGAACGUGGAGUAUCACCUUGUUGGCAGCUUGCAGGACUUGCAGGCACAUUUCCAUCUGAGCCAGCUGCAUCUUCCCAAGGAAACGAUCAGCGUCGUCACUGAUACGCGCCAUGUGUUCCAAAACAUAACUCGGCUAUCAAAAACCAAGGGGAAAAUCGAGGUGGUGAUCAAGGUCGGCAGCCAAUUCGUCCAGGUUACAACAACCAAGAAACAAGAAGUUUAUCCUGGCUUCCGACUCAGCACUACCGUCAACGACAUAUUCCGCCUGGGUGACGUCGAAGAGGCACCAACCUCGAUACAGACCGAGGAUGACUCCGCCUUCGGCCUCCGGGCGGAUAAUGGGAAGAUCGUCAUGUACUUCACCAGCCCAAGGAAGACGGACGUUCUCCAUGCCAUUCGCGCUGUCAAGGCUAAGCACGGCAAGGACACCCGAGCGUUGAAGUCGCUUGAAAGGCUCAUCCGACCGCAAGAUGUGCCCGGAACGCUCCUGAACCUGGCCCUGACCAACCUCGCAAGCCCCGACCCGGUACUGAGACUAUCGUCCUACAAUCUUCUGGGGGCCCUGUGCAAGGCCUUCAAGUUCGCGGCCGCUUCCAAAUUAAUGUGCACCAAGGAUAUAUCCGUCCCCCUCGAUCCGUCGCAAUUCAUCGUCAAGAUCAGCCAGAAGCUCGCCCAGACGGAGCCGCAGCUGACGUCGGAUUUCCUAAACGAGUUUUUCGUUGGCUGGGACAGCUUCUCGGACGAGCAAAAGCCUCUCAGUUUAGCUUACAUGGCGCCCUGGAUACCCGGACUGCGAACCUGCCUUCUCCCAAUGGAGCUCGAGAGUGAUAAAGGCCGGGAGAAGAUUGCGGCCGUCUUUCGCCGGCUCAUUGACGUUAGCCUCUCCGAUGCGACUUUGAGCUUCACGCUAGAGCAAUCAGUCUGGCCCAUGAUCCAUCAGGAUGAGGUGCUCUUGGACAUCUUCUUGGAAGAGGUCCUCAAGGUGGCCCUCAGCAUCGGCUUCAACGAGGAGCACACGGAGACCCUGGCGUCCAUUGUCUCUGCCAUGGGUACCAUGUCGCUCCGCGGAAAAAUCAUAUCACGCCUGCGGAAAGCGCUGAACCGUUCGUCCCUUCGUCCAACCAAGUACCUCCCCGAGAACUCAGUUUGGUCGGAGAUCUGCGUACUGCUUCAGUUCUGUCUCGCCCUGUCUUUCGACAGCGGGGUACAAUCCCAGCUGUACCUACCCGAGGUAUUCCAUGUCGUUACCAUGUUGGCGAACACUGGUACUUCCGACGUCCGGCUAACGGUUCAUCGCCUGCUGGUCAACUCGAUACACUCUGCCUGCACGUCCUUCAACCUGGACGAACCCAGGCUGAACAAACUCAGAGCAACGCUGGAGUCCCUAUCCGAGCACAGGAGUGACAUGUUCUCUGCGCCCGCGGCCUUUGCAAGGGAUGCCGCUUCCAUGUCGACCAGCCAGGAAUCCGGACCAAUGCUGGCCGCGACUGAGAACCUCGCCGCCCUUCUCUUCGAGACAUGCUCGGUUGCUGCCCCAUCUAUCGACGUGGCAAAUGCGUGGCGUUCCAGGUGGAUGAGCCUGGUUGCCAGCACUGCCUUCCAGAACAACCCGGCAAUCCAGCCAAGAGCCUUCACGGUGAUGGGCUGUCUAGCACGGGAAGAGGUCGAUGAUGAUUUGCUCUAUCAGGUGCUCGUGGCACUUCGCAACAGCGUGGGCCGGUUCGGGGAUGACAGCAACAGCGAGAUGCUUGUCGCCAUCGUCACGUCUCUAUCGAAGAUGAUGGCCAAGCUCCCCUCGGCAUCUCGCUAUGGCGUACAGUUGUUCUGGCUAGCCAUGUCCUUGCUACGCUUAGUGCCACCAAAUCUCUUCAACUGCACUGCCAUGUUCCUGGAGUCUGUCUUGACGAACAUCAGCACGUCCGGGGACAUGAGAGGAGACAAGAUGGCGCCGUACCUCCUCCAGGGUCGGGUCCAGCUUGACGAUGCUUCGCUCCUACUUGACGAUGCCUACGGGAUUCAUUUCAACAGCGAAAACUUCCACUUUGCUGCAUGUGCGUGCCUGGUCAGGGGGCUCACCGAUACAAUCACCCGUGCUACAGCGCUGAGGGUCCUAUCAACCUUCCUUGAGAUGACGACCUGGACGUCGAAUAAUGACCCAAAUUCCAGGGAGCUCUCAUCGUCGCCAUACAUGGCACUCAUUCUCGCUCGGACUGUGAGCGCUUUUGAGCUCAAAGAUUGCUUAUGGCAGGCGGGUAUAAACCCAGACGUACUCCCCGACGCCUCACAGCCGCGUCUCGCCCAAGACCUGCCGGCCAUGAAAGACAAGGAUCUACUCCUCAAUACUGCGAUUGAAUUGGUAGAUUUCCAGUACCUCGAGGACGCUGUGCAGACUAGGAGUCUGCAGUGGCUGGAAGAGCUGGCGACCGUGCGGCCGGCAGUGGUCAUGCACUUAUGCGGCCCCAUCAUCUCGAUUCUGGAUGAUAUCCUCCUCCAUUGCCAGAACUCGGCGACAUUGGAGUCGGCACACGCGCUUCUCCAGGCCUUGACCUCGAGUCCGAAAUUCGCCCCGGCGCUAGAAUCCACAGGCAUGCUGAACGAGAUCCUGGAGGAUAUGGGCUUUGGGGGCCUCUGGCGGUCUUGUUCACUCAAUUUCGCCCAGGAGCAGGAUAAGCAGUGCUUUGUCCUGACAGAGAAGCUCAUCGAGCUCAUCAUCAUCUAGGACAUAUUACGAGAUGGACAGCUGUCAGCCCAGCAGCGUCCGCUAACGGACACGAAUGAUUUUGUACAUAAGCCGUCAAGCACAGAAAAGAAAAGAAAGAAACAAAGAAAGAAAAGACCUGGGAACAACGAUGAUAUCAACCAAAGAGGAAUUGCUCUUUCCAUGGCUAUUUAUGAUACGAAUAUAUAUACCCAGAAAUAUCGAGGUGCCGAGUGAAAAGAGAAGCUAGAAACGGCUGGUCCAGUUUCAGCAAGCAAGGGCGGAGGAGGUCCAUGGCCGAUAGGCAGGGAAGGUGGCUCACAUAGAGAAGUAUGGAGUAGCGCUACACAAUACCCUAGUGACCGAGGGAACGGGCUGGCCCAUGACCCCGGCCGAAAUACAACUUCCUUUCUCAUCAGACUACAGCAGAUCACCAUAUAAUACCAUGUAUAACACAUAGAACCAAUCAAUUAUAUGGAGCAGCUGCAGAAGCUUCACCUUGGCGAGGC
Molecule: messenger RNA, 8532 nt
Organism: Phialemonium atrogriseum
Lineage: Eukaryota; Fungi; Ascomycota; Sordariomycetes; Cephalothecales; Cephalothecaceae
Product: GTPase-activator protein for ras-like GTPase
Exons: 15
Coding region: 329-8044 (2571 amino acids)
Biological process (GO): regulation of GTPase activity
Source: RefSeq, a predicted model, not a curated record